Molecule: messenger RNA, 1164 nt
Organism: Zasmidium cellare ATCC 36951
Lineage: Eukaryota; Fungi; Ascomycota; Dothideomycetes; Mycosphaerellales; Mycosphaerellaceae
Exons: 1
Coding region: 1-1164 (387 amino acids)
Molecular function (GO): mRNA binding
Source: RefSeq, a predicted model, not a curated record
AUGGCGCACCAGGGUAAGGAGAACAGCGCCGGCGGCAGCAGCGAGCAGAGCAUGAGCAACAGUGGAUAUCAACCACAUACCAACUAUUACGGCGCAGAGACCGCAGACCCCGCCCACCACUACUCGACAUAUCCCCAAGGAUAUACGACCGACUACGCCCAGAACAGCUACUACGGUAGCUUUCCCUCGAACUACUACACUGCGACGAACCAGGCAGCUCCUGCCUACUACCCGAACUACUACGACCAAAGCGGCUACAACUCGUACGGCACCAACAGCGGCUACCAAGCCUACCAACACCAGGCAAUGGCGUACAACAACUCAUACGCCAACUCAGGCUAUGGCGCUGGGUAUGGUUAUCCACCAGGCUACAAUGCGCAGUACGCUCAGCCACAGCAGCAGCAAUACCAGCAGUAUCAGGCCAGCCCACCGCAGAUUCGCAACCCCUUCGCACCUCCGCCACCUCCUACUACGACCUACGGAGCUCAGAAUGCGAACUUCGACCCAGAGUAUGAGCAGCAGAUCGCCGAGUGGCAGUCGGCAUAUGCUCCCGCAGACCAGCAGGAGCGAGGUAAGAAGAGCGGCAAGUUCGACCGCCUUGACAAUGCCAAUGCAGCACCAAUCGGCCAACGUGGAACUGUUGCGACCGGCACCGACAGCAGCGACGCCAAGGGUAAGGGCGCCAACGACAACGUCACUGUGGUGAGAAAGGGAGGAGGACAGACGUGGGAGGACAAGUCACUGCUCGAGUGGGACCCUACCAAGUUCCGCAUCAUGGUUGGCAACCUCGCUGGCGAAGUCACCGACGACCUGCUCAGCAAAGCGUUCGACAAGUACGACGUCAGCAAAGCACGUGUCGUGCGCGACAAGCGUACCACCAAGUCCAAGGGAUUCGGCUUCGUCGAGUUCAAUGACAGUGAGCUCGGCUUCAAGGCGGCUCGCGAGAUGAGUCAGAAGUACAUCGGCAGCCACCCCAUCACAAUCAAGCGCAGCACCGCCAACGUCGCUCCCGUCGUCAAGAAGGAUAACAACAAGGGCAAGAACAACGAUAAGAAGAACAAGAAGAACAAGGAUGAGAAGGACCCAUUGCGUGCGAACACUCAGGCGGGCAUCGACAAGAAGCAGCCAAGCAGGGCUCCUUCUGGGUUGAAGCUGUUGGGUUGA